Molecule: messenger RNA, 2501 nt
Organism: Quercus lobata
Lineage: Eukaryota; Viridiplantae; Streptophyta; Magnoliopsida; Fagales; Fagaceae
Product: UDP-glycosyltransferase 88F3-like
Exons: 2
Coding region: 688-2130 (480 amino acids)
Molecular function (GO): UDP-glucosyltransferase activity
Source: RefSeq, a predicted model, not a curated record
GCCACUCAUUAUUUUCAGCCUCGCUCUCUCUUAACUCUUGUUCACUUUUGUGAGCCAACACUCCCAAUCCUCUCUACCACUUUUAUCACACAAAUUCUAGCAUCACUCGUUUUAUCUUCAUCUCCCUCACCGAGUUUUUUCUUUUUAUCUCCACCUCCCUCACUUUAAUGCUAAUGAUAUUAUAAUAUAUUGGUAACUUUGGUUUUCCUAGUACAAGAUGAUACCCAUCUCUACAUACUCUCUAAUAAUAAUAAUCUGACUUCAGUCUUCUCGUUCACGUACACACUACACUACACUACUAGCAGAGGCCAAUCAGAAAUCUAAGCUAAUUGAAUUCCAGGCGCUUCACUUCAAUCAAGCGAGCACUUAUGCUUUGCACCUAGGCUCCAAGAGAUCUUGCGUUUAAGUGCGCCCCGUGCUUUUACUGGUGCUAGUUCAAAAAGAUAGUAAAUAAGUAUUUGAAUUAUUUGUCUUAUUUGUGACAUGUAAUUAUAGAAUAUUUAUUCUGUGAAUAUUCACGUGAAUAUUCUAUAAUAUUUAUAUUGGUGACAUAUUUGUUUGUUAGAUUUAUCAAUCUUGUUCUAUCUACAUCAUCAAACAAAAUUAAAUAUGAAUUAUGAUUGAUAUGUGAAAACCUUUUCUUGUCUCCUACUACAAUCUGUCCAACAGUAAACAAAUUAAGCCAAAAUGCAAGACACGAUGGUCCUAUUCCCAGCUCCAGGCAUGGGCCACAUGAUCUCAAUGGUUGAGCUAGGCAAGCUCAUCCUCCACCACUACCAUCAUAAGUUCUCCAUCACCAUCCUCCUCACCACAGGCUCCUUCCAGAACACCCCAAGUGUCACCUCUUACAUCCAACGUAUCUCCCAAUCCAACUCCUCCAUCUCCUUUUACUGCUUACCCUCUGUCUCUGUUGACACAACCCCAACUCGAAGCCGUGCAGCCAUGGCCUUCGAGUUCAACCGCCUCAGUACUGCCCAUGUCCCCCAUGCACUCCAACAGAUCUCCUACACAUCCACUCUUAGGGCUCUUAUCAUUGACCUUUUUUGCACCUCAGCUCUUCCUAUAGCCAAACAACUCAACCUUCCUGUUUAUUAUUUCUACACUUCUGGUGCUUAUGCUCUCGCUUCUUUCUUAUACUUUCCCAAGAUCCAUGAGCAAAUAACAAAAAGCUUUAAGGACCUUAAAACCACUGAGCUUCUCUUCCCCGGAAUGUCAACAUUGAAAGCCACCCACAUGCCUGAACCAACCCUCGAUCGAGACGAUCCAGCUUACUGGGACUGGGUCUACUUCUGUUCACAGCUUCCAAAAUCAAAUGGGAUUAUAGCAAACACGUUUGAGGACCUGGAGCCAAAAGCCAUAAAGACCAUUGCUGAUGGUGUAUGUGUCCCUGAUGAGCCAACUCCACCUGUUUACUAUAUAGGUCCUUUAAUUGCUGAAGCAGAAGAACGAGCAGGUGAAGAUGGAAAUGAAGUUGGUGAUGAGAAUGAGUGUUUGUCAUGGCUUGACAGGCAACCAAGUAGAAGUGUUGUGUUCUUGUGUUUUGGUAGCCGAGGAUCUUUCACAGUGGCACAAGUUAGAGACAUAGCUAAUGGCUUGGAAAGGAGUGGACAAAGGUUCUUGUGGGUGGUGAAAAAGCCACCACAAGAUGAGAAAACUAAGCAAAUUGAGCAGUAUGCAUCGGAGUUUAAUUUGGAUAGUGUGUUGCCAGAGGGGUUCUUAGAAAGAACAAAAGAUAGGGGCAUGGUGGUGAAGUCAUGGGCACCCCAAAUGGCGGUGCUAAGAAAGGAAUCCGUUGGCGGGUUUGUGACACAUUGUGGGUGGAAUUCGGUGUUGGAGGCAGUGGUUGCCGGAGUGCCGAUGGUGGCGUGGCCACUCUAUGCUGAGCAGCAUCUGAAUAGAAAUGUUUUGGUGAAGGAUAUGAAGAUGGCUAUUGGCGUGGAGCAGAGAGAGGAUGAUGGGUUUGUGAGAGGGGAUGAGGUUGAGAGAAGGGUUAGAGAGUUGAUGGAGUCGGAAGAAGGGAGAGAACUCAGGAAAAGGAGCUGGGAGAUGAGAGAAAUGGCUUUGGCUGCUUUAGGAGAAUUUGGUUCGUCUACCAGAGCCUUGGUUAAGUUCGUUGAGGCACUUGGGUAGUGCCUGUGGUGGAAUUGGAUACCAGGUUGAAAGUGAAAAUGUUUCUCCUACACAUGCUUGUGGAGAAGAUGUAAACUGUGAAAGCAUUUGAGCGAGGUUUGGAUAUGGUGAAUGGUCAAAUCUUAUCAAAUAAUUUGUAAUGAAAGACUUGUGUGAUACUUUCUGGUUCUCAGUACUCUUUUUAAGUCUGUCCUGAAUUUCUUGUGAUUUUCCCUUCAUGUCUGGAGAAGGAAAUGUGUCUUCCGCAAAUAGUAAUAUUAUUUGAUAGAGUGAGAGAGCUUUGAGUUGUUUAACCUUUCCUAAGUCUCCAAACAAAGAUUCAUGAGCCAAGUACUCUCAUUUACUAUAUUUUCAGUUUACUCUAUAGUCUA